Messenger RNA from Gongylonema pulchrum, 501 nucleotides. The record is from the annotation of a GenBank genome assembly. Lineage: Eukaryota; Metazoa; Nematoda; Chromadorea; Rhabditida; Gongylonematidae.
AUGGAACCGCUGAUUGUAAAGGCACGCUGUCGAACUGCCCUUGAACGUGGUGAUAUAGAAGAGUUCAAAUGCAUCUUAAACAGUGUGCUAUCAUCUGGUCCAACAACCAGUGGUUUUACGAACGAGUUUGUGCUGGAGCUGGUUUGGCUGCUUGCACGGAAAAGCGCCGAUCCAUUAGGCAAAGAACAUCAUCGCCUUUGCAGUGAAAUACUUGGACGAGUAAAAAAAGAGCACGGCUUUUUGAAACUGAUGGUUCGAGAAGCGGAUCGGCAUGCUGCACACGGAUUGUUUUAUUCUGCUUUAUCUUACUUUCAUAUUGAUUUGCAUAAAAGUUCUGUUUCAAAUUCUCACAGUGAUAAAACUCGAGUAUGGGAACAACACUUCUUAGUACUGCAUGAUGCCUACAAAGAAUCACUUGCCUCUUGUUGCCCAUCAGAUGAAAACGUAGCCUACAUCCACAUUAGCUUUCUCUUGCUGGUGUUCCAGAUUCACUUUCAGGCU